This is a messenger RNA of Lachancea mirantina, 738 nucleotides long. The record is from the annotation of a GenBank genome assembly. Lineage: Eukaryota; Fungi; Ascomycota; Saccharomycetes; Saccharomycetales; Saccharomycetaceae.
AUGAGCAAGCUUUUGACACUGACAAUUGACGUGGGCAAUGGGACAUUAAUAAGAGACGUGCAACUGUGGGACAUGGACGGGGAAGAACAGCGCAACGGUAAGACGUAUCAGUGCAAAGUAAUGGGUACUAUUGAUAUGAAAAGAUUGCCUUUAUGGGUCCGGAAAGGCAAAGAGUAUACCUGUUUUAGCCACAGUAACUCUACGGGGUCGUAUUUCAGGUCUAGGCUAGCCAAACGGCGACAUGCGGACCGGGCCGUCGUAUUGGAAUUGCCAAAUGAAGCACUCGGCCACGAACUCGCGGUGCUUUACCGCACCAUUAGCCAUGGGCUGCUCAGUGUCAAGUGUUCAGCAUUGGAUUUUUCGAUGCGACAAGUUCUGGACCGCCAAUUGCACGACGCCUGGGAGGUGUCUACGGAGGGUCCCAGGGACAGGUCAAUCGAUGCGAUUGUAGCAAGAAAACAGCGUCAGCGUACUGCGAGCACCAUACGCGUGUCUACAAGCAUGCGUGUGGCCGAAUACAAGCGCCAGUUUUCAGCCAGGCUUUCGGGCUGUAUUUUGGGUGCGCUACGACUACGUGGACUAGAAAAGGAGCCGGAGUUUCAUCAGAUUUACAAGAUGACGUUCGCGAGCGCGGAGUUUGCGUUUCGCCGAGAACUGUCUGAAUCGCGAGAUCCUGUUGCCUUUGAAACCAUCCAGGAAACUGUUGAAACGUUAAUGAAAUUAUUUACGAAGUCAUGA